This is a messenger RNA of Mangifera indica (mango), 708 nucleotides long. RefSeq lists its product as uncharacterized. NCBI's taxonomy places the organism in Eukaryota, Viridiplantae, Streptophyta, Magnoliopsida, Sapindales, Anacardiaceae. The record is from RefSeq and is a predicted model, not a curated record. The transcript has 3 exons. Gene Ontology annotation, cellular component: RNA polymerase I transcription regulator complex. Bases 160 to 567 code for a protein of 135 amino acids. Gene Ontology annotation, biological process: transcription by RNA polymerase I.
UAUAUCUGGAAAAAUGCACUUACGUCUGCUUUGUGCAGAUUGAGGGCCAGUCUUUUGGAAUGUUUUGAUCGGAAAAACUUUGUCAGGCUUUCAACCUGUUUUGAGGGUAUCUUAAGGAAGGAUCCAACAUGUAGUCACUCAUUGGCAAGACUUAUCAGGAUGCAUCAAACUGGAAACUACUCUUCAGAAUCACUUCUGGAUAUGAUAGCUUUGCAUCUAGAUGCUACAUAUGCAGAUAGCAAUAUACCAAGAGAGUUCGCUUCAUGCUUCCUUAAGCUUUCUCUGUAUGAUGAGGAUCGAAUGUCGGUAUGUCCUGAUGCAAAUGAAGGGGGAAAAAAGCAAACCUUGUCUCUCCGUUAUAAUAGGGUUCCAGAUAUAUUGACAGAGGGUAAAUCAGGAAAAGCUUGGAUGUUCUGCUGCAAAUGGUGGCUGCGUCGGCACUUCAGCCAGAACAUGCUUACAUCAGAAAUUUCUGCAGGUGAUUUGCAGUUGCUAACUUACAAAGCUUCAUGUGGUUGCCAUAUGUAUGGACCAGCCUUGGAUUAUAUUGUGAAGGCAUACACUUAAUUAGAGAAGGCAAAAAAUUAUAGAGAUUUGUCCAUGUUCUUGCAAAUCCACAUGCAUAAUGCCAUCAGUCUGACUUCAAAUUUUCAACAUAGAACUAAAUUCAUAAAUAAAAUCAUUAUAUUUUUGCUUGGACUGGGAUCA